Messenger RNA from Cuscuta campestris, 999 nucleotides. Lineage: Eukaryota; Viridiplantae; Streptophyta; Magnoliopsida; Solanales; Convolvulaceae. The record is from the annotation of a GenBank genome assembly.
AUAAAGGGUGAAGAUGGUAGAGAUGCGUGGCCUGUUUGGGAAUAGCGUUACAGAUUAGCGUUAGUGUUUUGGAUAAAAUUUUAAGGGUGCAAAUUAAUUUGAAAAGUGUAAUGCUUGACUCCACAAAUUUUCACCCGCAAGGUGGAGGCCAACCAGCAGACACUGGUUUCAUCUGCACUUUGAACCUCAAAUUUUUGGUCCAGGAUGUUAGAUCCAGGGAUCGGAUUGUAUGUUUUUAGGUUUUUCACUAUGGGUUUUUUGACAAUUCUGGAGAUAGGGAGUUGAAUUGUAUGCUUGAAAAAGGUGUUGAAGUUUCACUAACUGUGGAUGAGCCAAGGCGGAUGCUCAACACUAGGUUGCACUCAGCUGGACAUCUUCUGGAUAUCUGUAUCGCUAACGUCGGAUGGGGUAACCUCUUAAAGCCACUAAAAGCCUACCAUUUCCCUGAUGGGCCAUAUGUAGAGUACAGAGGAACAGUUCCACAAAAUGAACUUGAAAUUAAGAAAAAGGAGCUGGAAGCAGAAGCUGGUAACCUCAUUUCCGCCGGAGGAAAAGUUUUGGCUUCGAUUUGCUCAUAUGAAGAGGCAUGCAAACUGUGUGGUGGAAAUAUCCCGGACUAUAUUCCCAAAGAAAGCACUCCUCGGAUUUUGAAGUUCGGGGAAUACCCCGGAUGCCCCUGUGGGGGCACACAUGUUUCUGAUGUUUCUGAGAUCAACAGCUUCAAGGUUUCUCAAAUUCGGACCAGGAAAGGAACGACUAAAGUAUUUUACAACGUUUAGUUUUUUGGCCACUCUUUUAACUUUCAUUGUAUUGAAAGAUGCUGAGGUUAUUUUGGUGAAGCCGUACGGUCAUAUUAACUCAUAUACACAGUAUGAUGAUGACUAGGAAUUUGUGCUUAUUAGCAUGUGGAGAUUAUCUUGUUUCCAAAAACAGAUUCUUCUUUCUGAAAGUUCCUUAUGUUCUUAACAGUAUAUUUCUUUAUAAAUUAAACUGUACCAU